UACAGUCUCGAUCAGUUGUUAAAUUAUAAAAAAAAGAUAAAUAUCAAGUUAUUCACUUUAAAUAAUCUGGAUUUAUAUAUAGAGUAGGAAGUUUUGAUUUAUAAAUUGUCCCACCUACUAUAAAAAAAGAUCAUGGAUACCCAUGGACUUGGAAAAAAAGCUGAAACUAACCGUUUCACCGAAUAUGACAAUCGGGUAAAUAUCCAUGACAAUGGACAGGAACUCAUAGUCACAGAAGGGUACAUUCAACUUGAAUUAUUAUCACAAGAAUCUCCGUAUUCAUACGCAAAGGAAUCAGAUGUGAGUAACGGAACUGUUUCAAGUUAUGUCGAUGGUCGUGUAGGAGUUUUAAAUAGUCAUGAUAGCAAUAAAACAGUAGACCAAGAUGCCAAUAAUGAUUAUAACCAUACCUCUACGGAAACUGUGGCCAGUAAUAAGCGUGCAGAAAACCAUACAUGUACGAAAACUGUGGAUCAGAAUGCGCGUGCAGAAAACAAUACAAGUACGGGAACUGUGACCAGAAAUAAACGUGCAGAAAACUAUAACAGAACGGGAACAGUGGAUAGAAAUGCGCUUGCAGAAAAGCAUACCAGAUCGGGAACUGUGGACCGUAAUGCGCUUGCAGAAAAGCAUACCAGAUCGGGAACUGUGGACCGUAAUGCGCAUGCAGAAAACAAAACCAGAGCGGGAACUGUGGACCGUAAUGCGCAUGCAGAAAACAAAACCAGAACGGGAACUGUGGACCGUAAUGCGCAUGCAGAAAACAAAACAAGAACGGGAACUGUGGACCGUAAUGCGCACGCAGAAAGCCGUAUCAGAUUAAAAACAGUAGACCGUGAUGUACCAGAAAGAUAUAAAGUUAAACGUGAUAGAGAUGUGCGGACUGAAGAACGUUCAGCCAGUUGCCUAGUUCCUAUAGUUUCUUAUCAUUCACAAAGUGGAAGUCAACAAGUGCGCCUAGGACAAGAUCAAUUAAAUCUUAGUGAUUCAACCAGAAGUUCAAGCACAACAUACGAUCAGAUUUCAGAUUCAAACGUAAAUACACAUGUACAAAAUUCACGACAUAGUACUAGCACAAAGAAGAAUGAUAUAUGCUCGCCAAGAAGAUGUAUUAUUGCAACGAUCUUUGUACUUAUAAUUCUGAUAGCUGCAGGCGUUAUUAUUUAUUUUGUGUUUGUCAAAGAUAAAUCAUCUAACCCUUGUGAAAGGUUACCCGAAGUAAAACAUGGAGUGUUUAAGAGUCAUGCAUCAGGUCAAGCAGAUGUGACCUGUGAGCUGGGGUUUGUACUGAACGGCAGCAGUACUAUAACUUGCCAAAAUGAGGUCUGGAGCAAACCCCCAUCUUGCCAGCCGAUAAUAUGUGGAGCGUUUCCGCAGAUAGAUAAUGGCGUCGUAAAUGGUUCUGGAAAAUCGUUCGGGUUUAAAGCAAAUGUCAUCUGCGAUCCCGGUUUUUACGUGGUUGAUAUCUUAAAAACGGUAGAAUGUUUAGCAUAUGGAAAUUGGACCUCUGCAUCUGAAUGUCGCGAACAUCCUUGUGGAAACUACACACUGUUAGACGACAUGGUGACCAAUGACAAGUUGAUGUAUACAACCACGACGUUAUGCUUGCAAUGUAAAGCUGGUUUAGAAUUCGUCCAAAAUAGCGAUAGAUGUGUUACGUGCCAGAAUGGAAGGUGGCAUGGGAGUCCAGAAUGUGAAAUACCAGGAACCAUUGACUUUGACCCUGUCGAGCCAAUUUAUAAUGUUUCUGGUCCGGUCUCCCUUAGAUGUGUUGUACAUAAUUCAUCAGAGUGGCAAUCACUACUUCUAGCCAGGUCAGGUUUCCAAAGUACAUCCAUUGAGCCAUUGUUUGAAGUCACAAACAAGAAUGGUAAUAUUCAAGUCAAUAACUUCAGCAAAUCAAGUACUUUUACCGCGAGACCCGAGCGCUUGGACGAUGGUGUUGCAAUCGUUUUCGAGGUUGACAAAGUUCGUUGCAACGAUUCAGGCGUCUAUAUUUGUGGAAACAUCCUUGGGGAUUAUACAUCGCCUGUUAAAGUCAAAAGUACGAAUACAUCCGUGUAUAUAACAGAUACCAAAUCCAGUGUUCCCAAUAUAACCGUACCGGAAACGAUGUAUGAAAAUAUUGAAACGGCUAUAACAUGUACUGGUGAACUUGGUAAAAGUGAUAAUGACACGGCACUUGGUGGCUUGGUGAUACAGAUUAGAUAUAAGGAUGCCGCAUCUUUUACCACCCUGCCGUCGAUUAAAAAUUAUACACUUGUUGAAAAUUGUCGGAUAAAAGAAAGUAUCGUGUCAUUAGUGAUACCAGAUAUUGCCAUGCAAGAGGCAUUUUUACGAUGUGUUGUUCUCAUGCAUGAUGACAUAGAAAUAUCUUCACCAGAGGAACAACUAAAUAUCGUGUCACCAAUAGUCAGCAUAUCAACAUUAUCGUCCGCUUUUGAUAUCGGAGAAACUGCCGCCAUAUCAGUUACACUGGAUUUAAUUACUGGCUGGAAUUUGAUAGAGGUUCGCAGAAUGUGCAGAGAUGGUAGCGAAGUUAUUGCUGGAAUCGACAUAGAUACACCUGAUGAACAUUUCUUAGUUGGUGAACAUGUCCGUGUUAUGUCAAUACACAUACAAACUACCUCAGUUAGUUUUGACUUGACAUUUGAACCGGUGAACUGCAGCGACGCUUGUGGUAGUGUUGGCGAAGUAGAAUAUAUAGUUGCUGUGCGGAUAAAUAACGACACGUGGAUACAGAAUUCUACUGACAUCAUGUUCCAGAGACAGCCUGGGAUUCCAACACUGGAGAUCAUAUAUAAUGGUAUGAACGGAUAUGUUGCAAACUUCAAAUGCACUGGAGAAAUAGGAGCACCGAAAGGUUAUCUUGAAAUUGAAAGUAACUUUGAGGGCUCAAACUUUACAGUGUUUCUAUCACAGAAAGACAAUGAAUAUGACAAGAAUGAAAUUGGUUCAAUAACAAGUAUCACAGAAAACAAUGGAAAAUGUAGUACUAGGAGAGUCAUUGAAUUUCGAAUAAACACUGCGACGGCCAAAUAUCACAACAAACUUUUGAAAUGUAUAGCUAAACCGUCACAAGCUCUGAUGGAUGGUAAGGCAGCCGAGUCUUCUAAUCAAGUCAUAGAGGUUAUCCCAGAAAACUAUUGCACUCAAAACCAGGUCUAUACUGGAGUCCUUAGACACCCCUACCAUUGUAAUAUGUUUGUCCAGUGCCACAGCGGAGAUGUGUCGGGUGUGCCGGCAGGUUGUGCGCAAGGUCAUUGCUUUCAUGAGACGACGUGUUAUUCUUGUGAGGCGAUAGGCGGAUGUUCCGUGACAGACAUAUACAUUGACAACUUUGUUGAUCAAAUACAGAUAGGAGAUUCUGUAACUCUGAUCUGUAAAGUUAAAGACUUUGAUGGUUUGACCGAUAUCGUCAUUUACAAGGAUAACAGUACUAUAAUAUCGAGCUUCCUUAACGGAGAGACUAACAACGGAUUUAAAAGAGUAACGGAAUUAAGCUAUAUUACCGGAAACAGUGGUCAACUGAUGCUAGUUUUAGCAUCAACGCAAUGUGACAACGCCGGCACUUACCGCUGUGUUCCAGAUGGCGCUGGUAAACAUUCGGCAGAUGAAACUAGUUUAGUCUUAAAAGAUGCGAAUGGUAACACUAUUUGCUGAUUGGAUACUGAAGCACAUGUUUGAGUGAGAAAAAAAACUUGCAAUGAUAUAUAUUUACGUUUCUGAGUAAUGUUAACGUCUAUCUACUAUACAAUUAAAUCACAAAUAAUAUAUUUCUUACAUUUUUUGUUUUGGCAAUUUAAAAAAAGAUGGUUUCUUGAUUUGCUGAUCUAAGUUUCUUGGGCUCUUGGUCCAGUUAGGGGCAGGAGUUAGGAAGUAGUGAUUAAUUUUUAUAUGAAAGUCAACAUAUUACUUUAUUUACAUUUUGGUAUACCUUUCUUUUGU
Molecule: messenger RNA, 3948 nt
Organism: Ruditapes philippinarum (Manila clam)
Lineage: Eukaryota; Metazoa; Mollusca; Bivalvia; Venerida; Veneridae
Exons: 10
Coding region: 133-3663 (1176 amino acids)
Cellular component (GO): extracellular region
Molecular function (GO): chitin binding
Source: RefSeq, a predicted model, not a curated record